CAGAUCACUUACAGUUGAAAACAUAGUCCCUUUGACAUCCCAACCUACUCAAUAUAAGAUUGAUACCAAAAACACAAUGGACAGCUUCACCUUCAACUUGUUUGCCAACGAGUUCCAACCUCAAGGCUCGACUACCAAAAGUACCCUCAGUUCGUUCAAUGUGCUUGCCCCCGAGUUUCAACCGCAAAGGAAGACAAAGAAUGCCCCAACAUUGAGCAUGGCUAUUCCAAGUCACAAAUUCAAUUUAUUUGCGAACGAGUUCUACCCUGAAACCAACGACAAUGGCGUUAUGUUUGAUUGGUCUGAGAUCCAAAUGAACCUGCAGAAUAGGUACUUGUCAUUGAUCAAGAACAGUUUUGUGGAUGACAAUGAAAUGUUUCCUAAUGGUUAUACCUAUGGCGAGGAAGAAGCUAUGCCAGUGGCAGAAAUUGGUUCUACAAGUUUCACACCCAAGCUGAUUCCAGAGCUCUAUCAUAAGGUGCCCAUUGUGUUUGGCAAGUUUGGCAUGGACUCGUUCGACUUUGGGAACACAACCCCACCAGUUUUGUUGGUCUCCAAGGUUGUCUGCCUAAUGCCUAUUGCAACGCCAUGA
Tigriopus californicus is the source of this 592-nucleotide messenger RNA. RefSeq lists its product as uncharacterized. The transcript has 2 exons. The record is from RefSeq and is a predicted model, not a curated record. Bases 77 to 592 code for a protein of 171 amino acids. NCBI's taxonomy places the organism in Eukaryota, Metazoa, Arthropoda, Copepoda, Harpacticoida, Harpacticidae.